Messenger RNA from Arabidopsis arenosa, 1793 nucleotides. The record is from the annotation of a GenBank genome assembly. NCBI's taxonomy places the organism in Eukaryota, Viridiplantae, Streptophyta, Magnoliopsida, Brassicales, Brassicaceae.
GUUUUAUGUUUUUGUUAGUCUCUUUGCCCUCUUCAUUGUUUCACGUAAUCAAGGACCAAGGGAUUUUCUUCUUUGGCUGCCAUGGCCACAAGAUGCUUUUGGUGUUGGACCACUUUGCUUUUCUGCUCUCAGCUGCUUACCGGCUGCGCCCGAGCUUCCUCUGCGGGCGCUGCCAAAGAGAAAGGACUCUCCCAAACUCCCACCUGGGCCGUUGCCCUCGUCUGUACCUUCUUCAUCCUUGUCUCCGUCCUCCUCGAGAAGGCUCUUCACAGAGUUGCCACGUGGUUGUGGGAGAAACAUAAGAACUCUCUGCUUGAAGCCUUGGAAAAAAUAAAGGCCGAGCUGAUGAUUCUAGGAUUCAUUUCAUUGUUGCUCACCUUCGGAGAGCAGUACAUUCUCAAGAUUUGUAUUCCUGAAAAGGCUGCAGCCUCUAUGUUACCUUGUCCAGCUCCUUCUACUCAUGACCAAGACAAGACCCACCGCAGACGUCUAGCUGCUGCUACUACCUCUUCCCGCUGCGAUGAGGGUCAUGAAGCACUCAUACCUGCCACGGACUCAAGAUCCGUGGCUGGAAAAAGUGGGAGCAGGAGACAUGUUCUCAUGAUUACGAGUUUUCAAUCGAUCCAUCAAGAUUCAGGCUCACUCAUGAGACAUCCUUCGUCAGACAACAUUCCAGUUUCUGGACAAAAAUCCCCUUCUUCUUUUAUGCUGGCUGCUUCCUACAGCAGUUUUUUCCGAUCUGUCGGGAGGACCGACUACUUAACUCUGCGCCAUGGCUUCAUUGCUGCCCAUUUAGCUCCGGGAAGAAAGUUCGACUUCCAGAAAUAUAUCAAAAGAUCAUUGGAAGACGAUUUCAAGGUGGUAGUUGGAAUAAGUCCUCUUCUGUGGGCAUCAUUUGUAAUUUUCCUACUUCUGAAUGUUAAUGGCUGGGAAACAUUGUUUUGGGCGUCAAUCCUGCCUGUACUUAUCAUUUUAGCUGUCAGUACGAAGCUUCAAGCUAUCCUAACAAGAAUGGCUCUGGGAAUCACAGAGAGACACGCAGUUGUUCAAGGAAUACCUCUUGUGCAUGGUUCAGAUAAGUACUUUUGGUUUAAUCGCCCUCAGUUGCUGCUUCAUCUUCUUCACUUCGCCUUAUUUCAGAAUGCUUUCCAGCUAACAUACUUCUUCUGGGUCUGGUAUUCCUUUGGGCUAAAAUCUUGUUUUCAUACGGAUUUCAAACUUGUCAUCGUAAAACUCUCUCUAGGCGUUGGAGCUUUGAUUUUGUGCAGCUACAUCACACUUCCUUUGUAUGCACUAGUUACCCAGAUGGGUUCACACAUGAAGAAAGCUGUGUUUGAUGAGCAAAUGGCAAAAGCGUUGAAGAAAUGGCACAUGACUGCAAAGAAGAAGAAAGGCAAAGCGAGAAAGCCACCAACAGAGACCCUUGGUGGUUCUGACAGUGUCAGCACCUCCACCUCAGCCUUUCACGCCUCUGGAGCCACUCUACUCCGCUCCAAGACCACCGGUCACUCGAUAGCCUCUUACAUGAGUAACUUCGAGGACCAAAGUAUGUCUGAUCUUGAGGCUGAGCCAUUAACUCCUGUGCCAAUAGAGGGGCACACUAUCGUCAGGGAUGGUGAUCAGCCCACAGAGAUGGAAUAUACUGGAGUUAUGAGUCCUGGAAACCAAUUCUCCUUUGUGAAGCCUGUUCCUGCUAAUGAUAUUGAUUAAUGUUCAAAAUGAAUGCAGAACAAAUCCAUCAUCCGGGUCUUUGUUUUCUAUAACCUGUAUGCCAAUAAUUGCUUUGCUAAGUG